GAGGCAGCGCGCACGGUGCAGCCGGGCCGGGCGGGAGGCAUGGCGGGGCCCCCGGCCCUACCCCCGCCGGAGACGGCGGCGGCCGCCACCACGGCUGCCGCCGCCUCGUCGUCCGCCGCUUCCCCGCACUACCAAGAGUGGAUCCUGGACACGAUCGACUCGCUGCGCUCGCGCAAGGCGCGGCCGGACCUGGAGCGCAUCUGCCGGAUGGUGCGGCGGCGGCACGGCCCGGAGCCGGAGCGCACGCGCGCCGAGCUCGAGAAACUGAUCCAGCAGCGCGCCGUGCUCCGGGUCAGCUACAAGGGGAGCAUCUCGUACCGCAACGCGGCGCGCGUCCAGCCGCCCCGGCGCGGAGCCCCGCCGGCCCCGCCGCGCGCCCCCGCGGGGCCCCGCGCCGCCGCCGCGCCGCCGCCCACGCCCCGCCCGCGCCACCGCCCGCGCCCUGCCGCCCGCCCGGCGGCCCCGCGCGGCCGCGCCGCCGCCACAGCGCCCCUCGCCCGGCCCGCGCAGCCGGCCCCGCGCGCAGCGGGCCGCGCGGCCGCGCCGCCGCCCGCGCCGGCCGCUCCCCGGCGCCGCCCGCGGCCGCGCCCGCCCCCCCGCCCGCCGUCGCGCCCGGAGCCGCCGCUGCCGCCGCCGCCACCGCCGCCGGCGCCGCCACAGCAGCAGCAGCCGCCGCCGCCGCCGCCCGCCACGCCGCCGCCGGAGGGGGGCGCGGCGCGGGCCGGCGGCCCGGCGCGGCCCGUGAGCUGCGGGAGGUUCGUGCGCUACCUCGGGGGCAGCGGCGGCUCCGGAGGCCGCCUGACCCGCGGCCGCGUGCAGGGGCUGCUGGAGGAGGAGGCGGCGGCGCGGGGCCGCCUGGAGCGCACCCGCCUCGGAGCGCUUGCGCUGCCCCGCGGGGACAGGCCCGGACGGGCGCCGCCGGCCGCCAGCGCCCGCCCGUCUCGGAGCAAGAGGGGUGGAGAAGAGCGAGUGCUUGAGAAAGAAGAGGAAGAUGAUGAAGACGAAGAGGAAGAUGAUGAAGACGAUGUGUCUGAGAGCUCAGAAGUGCCAGAGAGUGACCGUCCUGCAGGUGCUCAGCACCAUCAACUCAAUGGCGAGCGGGGCCCUCAGAGUGCCAAGGAGAGGGUCAAGGAGUGGUCGCCCUGUGGACCCCACCAGGGCCAGGAUGAGGGGCGGGGACCAGCGCCGGGCAGCGGCACCCGACAGGUGUUCUCCAUGGCAGCCAUGAAUAAGGAGGGGGGAUCAGCCUCUGUCGCCACCGGCCCAGACUCCCCGUCCCCGGUGCCUUUGCCCCCAGGAAAACCAGCCCUCCCUGGGGCCGACGGGACCCCCUUUGGCUGUCCUCCGGGGCGCAAAGAGAAGCCGGCUGACCCCGUGGAGUGGACGGUGAUGGAUGUGGUGGAGUAUUUCACAGAGGCAGGCUUCCCCGAGCAGGCGACAGCUUUCCAAGAACAGGAGAUCGAUGGCAAGUCUUUGCUGCUGAUGCAGCGCACAGACGUCCUCACCGGCCUGUCCAUCCGCCUCGGCCCCGCCCUCAAAAUCUACGAGCACCACAUCAAGGUGCUUCAGCAAGGCCACUUUGAGGACGAUGACCCUGAUGGCUUUCUAGGCUGAGCGCCCAGCCUUGCCCCUGCCCAUCCCAGCCCCCCCCCCAACCGAAAACCCCCACAAGCCAAGAACCGGAAGGGGAACCCCCCCCAAAAAAAUCCAAGGAAGAGAAAAAACCUCCCUUUCUCAUCUCCUUCCUUUGUGUCUCACACACACACACCUGCCCCCCAGCUCAUCAGUGUGGCUGGGGGGGGGCAUCGGCCUGUUCCUUUCACCCCGGGAGGCCAGUCCUCCCCCCAGCCCAGGACAUUUUUGGAAAAAGAAAAUAAAAAAAAAAAAGAGUGGGAGGCACUUCUCAUCUCCCCAAGAACUCUUCAGUCCAGCCAGUUGUUUCCUAUAUAAAUGUGUUUUUCUGCCUGUUCAUUUCGGUGGGUGGCCUUUCCUGCCUGCCCCCACCGCCCACGCCCCUUCCCAGUCUGCCCUUGGCCUCCAGGGCGGCGGCAGCUGGGGUGGGGUCCCUGGGCCCUCCCUGCCCUCCCCUCUUUCUUUCUGUUGGUUGUCGCUCCAGCUGGCUGUAUUGCUUUUUAAUAUUGCACCGAAAGUUUUUUAAAUAAAAUUUUAAAAAAAGGAAAAGCGAAAA
This is a messenger RNA of Microcebus murinus (gray mouse lemur), 2188 nucleotides long. It is a transcript of the gene SAMD1, whose product is annotated as sterile alpha motif domain containing 1. NCBI's taxonomy places the organism in Eukaryota, Metazoa, Chordata, Mammalia, Primates, Cheirogaleidae. The record is from RefSeq and is a predicted model, not a curated record. Gene Ontology annotation, molecular function: protein binding; DNA binding.